CCUGCUCAUGACACGCUCGCAGAGACUCAGAGACGCAUAGCACACACUCAGAAGAGAGAGAGAGAGAGAGAGAGAGAGAGAGAACACACAGACCCAAAGAAAGAAAGACAGAAAGACAGACAGCACUCAUGGAUAUUCACACAGCCAAUACAAGGAAUAACCAAAUGGACUAUUUGGACGAAAUGGAUCUGAAAAAUGCAAAACACAUCGAGGAGCGCUUGGACAGCGGCGUGGACUCGUUAAAGGAGGACGAAUACCAACAAAUCGUGCAAGAAAUGGAGGAUCUGCGCUUUCCCAGAAGCACAGAGGACAGUGCGCUCAGUUACCAAGCCUGGAAACAUGAAGUGACCGAGGAUGGAGACACGUACCUGCAUCUCGCAAUCAUUCACGAGGCUGAAAAUGAAGCAGUCCAGAUCAUCAAGCACUGCGUCAACGACUCGUUCCUCAACAGACAGAACCACCAAAGACAGACCGCGCUCCACUUGGCCGUCAUCAUGGAGCAGCCACAUAUCGUGGAAAAGCUGCUGAAGGCCGGUUGCGACCCACGUUUGGUGGAUCAGAGUGGAAACACAGCGCUGCACAUCGCCUGCCGGAGAGGAUCGUUGGCCUGCUUCGCCGUACUCACACAAAUUAACACACAGCACCUGCGCAGCAUCCUGUCUGUCCCCAACUACAGUGGACACAUGUGUCUGCACAUAGCAUCCAUCUGUGGCUUCCUGUCGUUGGUGGAGAGACUUGUGCAACUGGGUGCAGAUAUAAAUGCCAAGGAACAGUGUAGCGGCCGCACGUGCCUCCACCUGGCCGUGGAUCUCCAGAACCUGGCUCUCGUGCAGCACUUGAUAGCUUUGGGCGCUGAUGUCAACAGCGUGACCUACGGAGGCCACGUACCUUAUCACCUCACCUUCGGCCGGCAAAACGGCGAAAUCAGGCAGCAGCUGUUCAUGAGGACGGCAUCGGCGCUGCGCGAGUUUCCCGACUCCGAGAGCGAGAGCGAGGACGAGCUCAUGUCUGAUGAUGAAUGUGGAUACGAUGACAUUCACUUUGUCGGGAAGUGAAGUGAACUAAAAAACAACAACAACGGUGCUAUGUUUUCCCAUGAAGCAAAGCAGAAGGCAGCUGGUCCUCAUAAUCUCAGCCCUGGAUCACGUGACGUGACGUGACGUGACGGCUCAGACUCCUCUACACACAACAUGGAGAUGGUAGAAAGAAACAUGAGGCUGAAAUCAGUGCUCAGGAAGCUGGGGAUUAUGGGAAAUUGUUUCUCCUCCUCAAAAGUGACUGUACCUGAGAUUCGUGUAUUAUAUUGUAAAAAAAAAAGAACAAGAAGAAGAAGAAGAAGAAGAAGUAAAAUUUAUAUUUUUAUACUUGUAAAUAUGAAUUAUGACACUAUUGUAAAUUAUGAAUAUAUUAUUAUGUAUUAAAUUCUGCAUAAAACGUUCCAUUCCAUUCCAUUGAA
Neoarius graeffei (lesser salmon catfish) is the source of this 1456-nucleotide messenger RNA. It is a transcript of the gene nfkbiaa, whose product is annotated as nuclear factor of kappa light polypeptide gene enhancer in B-cells inhibitor, alpha a. Gene Ontology annotation, molecular function: protein binding. The record is from RefSeq and is a predicted model, not a curated record. NCBI's taxonomy places the organism in Eukaryota, Metazoa, Chordata, Actinopteri, Siluriformes, Ariidae. The transcript is spliced from 6 exons. The coding region runs from base 129 to 1055 and encodes 308 amino acids.